Rhincodon typus (whale shark) is the source of this 3716-nucleotide messenger RNA. It is a transcript of the gene mapk8ip1b, whose product is annotated as mitogen-activated protein kinase 8 interacting protein 1b. The coding region runs from base 279 to 2324 and encodes 681 amino acids. The record is from RefSeq and is a predicted model, not a curated record. Gene Ontology annotation, biological process: regulation of JNK cascade. Gene Ontology annotation, cellular component: cytoplasm. The transcript is spliced from 12 exons. NCBI's taxonomy places the organism in Eukaryota, Metazoa, Chordata, Chondrichthyes, Orectolobiformes, Rhincodontidae. Gene Ontology annotation, molecular function: protein binding.
UGAAUUCUCCGCCAGCUGGAAGCACGGGUUGGUUGGGGUGGAGCUGUUCCAAUUCUGGUGUCACCCCCAUCACGUCGUAUCACUGUGCACCACAUCAGCAGACACCGUGCCUCCAGCUUCAACAAGGGAAGGAAGUGUCUCUUCGAAGGAAGGCCUAUGGAGUGUGUGGACCCUCUCGCGGUGAUAGGUGCCGGUGUGCAAAGUGGUUUAAAGCUGCUCGCUUUGCAUUGAAGUCUGCCCCGGUCUGACGUAGUGAAAGCGCCUUUCGGGGGCUCUGUAUGGAGAAUGGCGGAUGCAGAGUCCAUGAACUCGCCGGCUGCCUCUCCCUUUCUGGGACUCCACAUCAGCUCGCCUCCCAAUUUCAGGUAAAGCAGAGGUUAACCCAUGACAUAAGCUUGGAGGAGUUUGAAGAUGAAGACUUGUCAGAAAUAACAGAUGAAUGUGGGAUUAGUCUGCACUGUAAGGAUGGCCUGGCUACAAGGUCCCAUGUGACCCUGGAGACCAAUAAUGCUGCAACGACAAGCGGAAAUGAUGCCUGUACUAUCCAGGCAGAGAUGCUGCAGCUCGACCUGAUUGAUGCUGUUGAUGAUAUCGAGGAGGAGGACAACGGUCCUCUGAAGGAAUCAAAGCCUGACAGCAUGGCAUCUUACAAGCCCAAGCGGCCCACGACCUUGAAUCUUUUCCCACAAGUUCCUCGUACUCAGGAUACACUGAAUAACAACUCAUUUGGCAAAAAGUACAGCUGGCAAGAAAAGGUGUCCCGAUCCUCUUCCCCACUCAAAACAGGAGAGGUGACUCCCGCUCAUGGGUGCCUAGGAGAUGAGGUGAAACCAGCAAGUGGCAUCACUGACAAAGCGGCAUCGACUGCCCAGGUCAACACCUGCAGGCGGGCACCACCAGGACAGAGCGAGACUGUGGCUUCCAAUGCCACAGGAUGCUCGGCACCAGCGAUGGCCUCUAACCAGCGGGGGAAGGAUAACGAAGGCCAACACGACGAGCACAUUCGGUACCAAACACAGGUGCCUAUUGAGGCGACCGAGGAGAUCUACCUAACUCCGGUGCAAAGGAACUCUGACUCCUCGGAAAACGAGAAGCCCUUCCUGUCUCAGUCCAACGAGAACCGUAUGUCCAUCAGCUCGGAUGUAGACCUCACUCACUGCCUGACCCUGCCAGGGAACCCGAAACCAUCAAUCAGCGAAGAGGACGAAGUGCUCUCGUGCCUUUCCACGUCUCACAGCUGCUCGUUGCCACGAACCUCUCUCAACGCAGAGCAGCUCUGCCCACGGACCUCGGUCAGCUCUGACAGUGCGCUGUCCUAUGACUCGGUUAAAUACACCCUGGUUGUGGAUGACAACAUGCAGUUGGAGCUGGUGAGCCUAAAGCACUGUUACUCAGGGUACAGCGAUGACAGUGAUUCAGCAACCGUCUAUGACAACUGUGUUACAUCGCCGUACGAGUCUGCGAUUGGGGAGGAAUAUGAGGAGGGUGUGCUGAAGAGGGACUCAAUCUGUCUGUCAGAAGACUCCACACCAGAAGCAGAUAUUCCUUUCUCCAAGAAAUUCCUCAAUGUUUUUAUGAGUGGAAGAUCAAGGACAUCUAGUGCAGAAUCCUUUGGAUUAUUUUCAUGUACAAUAAACGGAGAAGAAAGAGAUCAAACACACAGAGCAGUAUUCAGAUUCGUGCCCCGACAUGAUGAUGAGCUGGAGUUAGAGGUGGAUGACCCUCUUCUAGUAGACGUGCAGGCUGAUGAUUACUGGUACCAUGCCUACAAUAUGCGAACGGGUGAAAGAGGAAUCUUCCCAGCAUACUAUGCACUCGAAGUCAACGUGGAACGAGGACAAUUUGCCGCAGCAGUAGCAGAAAAGAAUGACUGGGUAGAUAAAUUCCAUCUGAAAUUCCUGGGUUCAGUCCAAGUGCCAUACCAUAAAGGGAAUGAUGUACUGUGUGCAGCCAUGCAGAAGAUUGCAACAACAAGAAGAUUGACUGUGCAGUUCAACCCUCCCUCUAGCUGUGUCCUGGAGAUCAGUAUGCAAGGAAUUAAAAUAGCUGUACAACUCGAUGGACGUGGAGUCUAUGAAAAGGCCAGUAAAUGCAGUCACUUUUUUCAGCUGAAGAACGUUUCUUUCUGCGGGUAUCAUCCAAAGAACACCAAAUAUUUUGGAUUUAUUACCAAACAUCCUUCAGACCAUCGAUUUGCUUCCCAUGUUUUUGUCUCUGAGGACUCAACCAAACCAAUAGCAGAAUCAGUGGGGAAGGCCUUCCAGCUAUUCUACAAAGAAUACAUUGAAUACACCUGUCCAACAGAAGACAUCUAUCUGGAGUAGAAGCCUCUGACCCGUGGUGCUGCUCUGAACUUCUCAAACUCACCAUGAUGCAUGAACAUACUGAGCCAGAGGUCCUAUAUCAUGAUACAGAACUAUAUGAUAUCUCAUUUGAAACAUUUUACUUAUUGUUACUUUUAGCCAUGCUACAUGGGUUGACAGCAUUCUCCAUCAGUUUGUGCCUCUUAUCCCUCUUCUCUGCAAACCCGGUCCUAUCUUAUGUUCCAUCAUAUCAUGGCAAAACAGCUCUACUGCUUGCUUCUUAACACCCUUGUGUGCAUUUGGUACGUACUCGGUGUGGUGGGCCAGUAUUUAAACCUGGCAAAAUAGCAGGACAGAAUGACACCAAACCACUAGGGAGUUACAAGAUUCAUUGUAACAAUGAUGUUACACUGUAUUCAUUAAUAGUGUUGUGUGUAAAGUUCUUAAACUUUGUUCAUGGAGUGUACAACAUGGUUUAUUUAAAGGGUUGAUGACAGCACCUUCUUCUCCACUUUGUUUCUUUGCACAACAAUCAUUCCUUUUUUCAGAAAAAAGAUCUGCACAGUUACCACCUUCAUUAAGAAGACCAAGUGUUGCUGAAGGUCACAUAGCAUCAUGGGUGACAUCAGGCUAAUCAAUUAUCAAUUGCUGCACAGUCCUUUGCAAGUUCACAAGUGUGUGGUACCAUAUUACAAUAUAGUCAAAGGCAUUGUUUCAAUUGUGACUCAAGUUUUAAAUUAUUUUCAUAACAUGGCAUUCUGUUACAAUCCAAGCUGAUGGGCAAGUAGAUCCCAGAAUGAAAGCUAAUUUAGUUGAUCUUAAUCUGUAUUUUUAGAGUUUGUUACUGUGGUAUUUAGUCAUUGACUAUAUCCACACAAGGCUGUCAAUGUUCUUUUAACAUGCAAACUCAAGUUUAUUGCACAAAAGAAAAGUAAACAAAGCUAUAUUGAUAUUUGUGUAUGUAAAUUAAUUUUAAAUCAUUUUAACAUAAAACAACAUGAUUCAAACUUUUUUGCCCCAGCAAUAUCCUUUUCAGAUAUUCAAUCCCAGAGAAAUAUCACUUCUAUUUUAAGUCUUUACUUAACUAACUUUUUCCAGUUUUUCUUUUUGGACUGCUGAAACAGUUUUAACACUUCUUUCCAGUUAUUAUGGCCUGAAUCUUCUCUUAAUUGUAAUGGCUUAAAUCUUUUUUUCAUGUCUGAUAGCUUGAAAAUGUCUACACAAAACUUCAUGGCUUAGAGACUUUACAAACUAAUUUGCCUUUCUGCUAGGGUGAACUGCUCUCCUGAACUGAGAAUCUGACUCUUUUAUGCUAGCAUGAAACUGAAAUCUGACUCUUCUGAACUGGACUCAAACUAAACUGAGGAAUGGUCACUGUGCCUAAAAUGUUUAACUCUGAUUUCUCUUCACAGA